This is a messenger RNA of Macrobrachium nipponense, 3339 nucleotides long. RefSeq names its product trissin receptor-like. The transcript has 5 exons. Gene Ontology annotation, biological process: G protein-coupled receptor signaling pathway. Bases 222 to 1796 code for a protein of 524 amino acids. Gene Ontology annotation, molecular function: G protein-coupled receptor activity. Gene Ontology annotation, cellular component: plasma membrane. The record is from RefSeq and is a predicted model, not a curated record. Lineage: Eukaryota; Metazoa; Arthropoda; Malacostraca; Decapoda; Palaemonidae.
AAGGUAAAGACUAAUAUCCAAUAUCCCGCCAAGUGUCCAUCUCUCAAAAUUGAAAAAAAAAUAAAGGACUUUUUUUUUUUUUAUAAAAUGACAAUCAAAACUCACACAAAACAUGAGUCUAAAUAUGAGAAACCCUACAGGAAAUUCGAAGAGUAACACUCGGAAGAAGUCUGCUUGAGCACAGACGCGCUCAAGAUCUUCUCAGAGAUCCAACUUCGGAAAUGACGGCCAAAAUGUUCCCCCCAAACCACAGUUUCGUCGGCGCCGCGGAUGACCUCCCGCCGCGGUCGGCAGUCACAGCGAUACCCGUCAACACAAGCAGUGCGGCAGUCAACGAAACGGACCAAGGGGAUGCCGUAGACAUCCUCCUGUUUGACGAGGAUUCCGAAGGGUACUACCUCUUCCACAGGCUCGAGGUGAAGGUGCCUCUGCUUGUUAUCUACACUCUGGUGUUCAUCUUCGCGUUUUUCGGCAACCUAUUGGUCGUUUUAGUAAUGGUUUUCCAUCGGCGAAUGAGAAGCCACACAAAUUUCUUCCUGACUAAUUUGGCGGUGGCAGACCUCUGCGUGGCUGUCUUCUGUAUCUACCAGAACUUCGCCAUGUACGUCAUCAAAGACUGGUAUUUCGGAGAAUUCCUGUGCCUGAUGUACCACUUCAUCAACCAGCUGAGCUACACAGCCUCAGUGAUCAUCCUUGUUGUGGUCAGUGCAGAGAGAUACUUAGCAAUCGUCGAGCCUCUGAAAGCUAAGACGAUUUUGACGAGAACAAACAUGAUAAUAACGAUGGUGUUAGUUUGGAUCAUUUCAGCUGUAUAUUCCUGCCCUAGACUCCUGUAUUUCAAAGUGCACGAAUAUCCCGUCGAGGGCGGAAGAACCGAGGCCAUGUGCAUCCUGAGAAGGGACCUUUUCGACACCAGGGUGUGGGAUGUCAUCAGCCUAGUUCUCCUGUACCUCCUUCCUCUUCUCCUGCUGUCGGUUCUCUACGCCCGUAUCGCCCACACCCUCUGGAGGUCGGGGCGCAUGCUCACUGCCGCCGCCUCGCCCUACACCAGCUCGGCAGCCGUUGCCGUCGUGUCGACGGCCGCCGAAUACGGCACUUUCAAAACGCAGCACACGGCUUCUAUGACCUCCACGUCGAGCAGUGGGGGAGGAGGAAACGACGUCAUCGACAUGCCGAGGAACCACGGGCGGAAUCACACGACCCACAUCAACAGGGGGUCCGUCAAGUCGACCCUGUCCACCUACGUCUCCAUGGGCUCCAUGAGGGACGACGGUCUGCGAGUCAACCACUUCAACUCAGACGCCAUUCCCCUGACGCCUCUCGGGCACUCGAGGUGCCUCGGCGUCGUCGAGAGUUCCUCCCUAGGGCCGACGAGGAGCCCCCGGGCGGGGAGGACCUCCCCGAGAAUCGCCAGGAGCCCGAUGCAGCUCCACCCGUCGCCUCUCGUCCUGAGAGCCCGCAGGAACGUCAUCAAGAUGCUGAUCAUGGUGGUUCUGAGCUUCGCCGGAUGCUCCCUGCCCUUCCACGCUAGGAAGAUGCUCCAGUACUACUGGAGCAACUACAACCACAAUUCUACAGCGUCCUACAUCAUGACUCCCAUCACCUUUUUGCUCAUGUAUGCUAACUCGGCCGUGAACCCCAUCCUCUACACCUUCAUGAGCCGCAAAUUCCGGACGUCCUCUCGUGACCUUUUGACCUGCAGGGUUUGGCAAGCGCGGAGGCAUCGCCAGCCACCGCCCCCGACAGUCGUGGCUAGACUCAGUGGAAGGGACAAAGUCAUCACCCACUUGUUGUAACGAUGACGCAGAGGGUCACAUAAACCAGUUCAUAGAAACAGUCUAGAGAGAGACUAUCUCUGCUGUGUCAUAUGGCAUCCACUAUACCGCCAUGCUAUUGUUGUUUCAGUGCCCAUUUGUUAUCUAGUUCAGUUGAUAUAGACCGUCGUAGAAAGAUUCGAUUCGUUUAUCUUUUGUACAGUAGUGCCAAGAAGAAGAGUUCUGUGCGGUUUCCAGAGUUCAAAUUAAGUUCAAAUGAAGACUUCCCGUGGCACAUUUUAUCACAAAUACACUAUAUAAAAUAAGAGAAGGGUAUAACUCAUCUGUGUGUGAUAGAAUUGCUCAAUGAGUUUUGUGCAGUGGAGAAUCCUAAGGUUUUUGUAAAGAAGGGUUUUGGUAUGAUUCAACUUCAGCGACAUAUUCUAUAGAAGGAGACCUCGAGUAAUUGGAAAGAAUUCGAAAUAUAAAUAUUUUCAUAUGUUUACAAAAUUUUGCUAGCUAAUUACUCUCACUAAUCUAUGAAUUCACGAGCCUUAAAGGUUCCUUUAGAUAAAAAAAAGAUAAUUUGAUUUAUCUUAUAAUGUAAAUGUUAAGCUUUCUUUUCAGACGUAACUUCGACACCCACCUUAUAACUCGUUUGAUUGUUAAGCAGAUUUAAGGUACAAUCAGUACUAAAAACAAAAGCAAACUGAUAAAUAUAUAAUUUCAUGAAUAUAUCUCUUGAUUUUAAGAGAAAAAAAAACAUUGGUUGAGUUUAUGAAAAACCUUAAUUAAGAUAAUAAAAGUGCAUAAUUUACAAAUGAUGGUAACUGAUGAACAUUUCAUAUAACAAAAAAAAUCUCCUCAAAUUCCAAAGGUAUUUUCACCAUUCAGUCUUUUACCAACAGAGAGUUCAAUAGACGGCGAGAUUGAGAAUUAAGUGAAUGGGAUUAAUAAGUUAAGUCUUUAAAUCCCUUUUUAUUUUUUUCUAAAUCCUAAUAAAAGAUAAUGUCUGACAAUGUGCAGACCAGUGUUAAAGCUGAUGAUUAACUUUAAAUGAGAUUGUCAAUAGAAAGAUGGCGGGUAGUGUUAAGGUUUUAGAAUAUAAUUUCACAACACAAAUGUCUAUGAUAAAUUAUUUCCCUCUCUUUCAAAAUAACGGGCUGGCAUGAUAAGUUAAAACUAAAGUUUUUUUUAGUGGAUAAUACUUUUCGUUCUAGUUCUGAAGAAAUUGAAUCUACCGAUGAAAACGUUCCUUUCACAAGGAAAAAAUAAGAAUAUUCUUCUUUGAAACUAUUGACACUCUAUACGCAUAUAACUGAGUAACUAAGGCAGGUAUCACUGGCUAAAUAAAUAAUGUAUUUUCAUUUUCUAUUUCAAAGAAACUCAUUAGGGUUUUUUUUAUACGGUUUCAUUGUCAUGCUUUACAUGGCACUAGGUAUUAAAUAAGUAUCGAUAAAACUAUAGAAUAUUUUUUUCGGAUCUGACGGUAUUCACAAACGAUUUCAUUGUAAAUGACAAUAUAUUUACCAGGCUUGAGAAUCUUUUUAUAUCAUUCAUAAACUGUUACACUUGCUGGGUGUUG